UGUACAUAUUUUUCGUUUUGGACUUUUCUUGUCAUCAUUGUCACGCUACUGUGUAAUAUUUCUGACAAAAAUCAUGGCUGCUGCUAUGUCUUUAAACCCAGUUCAUGUUUUGAAAAAAGACUCUGAAGAAGAAAAACGAGAAGAUGCAAGAUUAUCUUGCAUAUUCGGUGCAAUUGCAAUUGGUGAUCUUCUGAAAUCAACACUUGGUCCUAAAGGGAUGGAUAAAAUUCUAUUCUCACAUUCGAAACGAGCACAAAACACUAUUGAGCUGACAAAUGAUGGUGCAACUAUUUUGAGAUCUAUUGGUGUAGACAAUCCUGCUGCAAAAAUAUUAGUGGAAAUUUCUAAAGUUCAAGAUUCUGAAGUUGGUGAUGGUACUACUACUGUUGCUGUUCUUGCUUCAGAAUUGCUAAGAGAAGCUGACAAACUCAUUGGAUCAAAAAUCCAUCCUCAAAUUAUCAUUUCUGGUUGGCGGAAAGCGAUGCAAGAAGCAAAGACUGCUUUAUCUUCUCAUAUUUUUGACAGAAGCUUGGAUGAAGAACUUUUUGAGAAAGAUCUUAUGAACAUCGCUCGAACAACUUUAAGUUCUAAAAUUUUAAGUAGACAUAAGGACUUCUUUGCUAAUAUAGCUAUUGCUGCUGUAAAAAGAUUGAAAGGCUCCACAAACUUGCAUGCUAUACAAUUUAUCAAGAAACUUGGUGGAUGUUUAACAGAUUCUUAUUUGGAUGAUGGUUUUCUACUGGACAAAAAGCCUGGUGUACAUCAGCCAAAACGUGUUGAAAAUGCAAGAAUUCUCAUUGCUAACACUCCAAUGGAUACUGAUAAAGUCAAAGUGUUUGGCUCUCGAAUAACACUAGAUUCAGUUGCAAAACUUGGAGAUAUGGAAUUGAUUGAAAAUGAAAAAAUGAAGGCAAAGGUAGAUGCCUUUCUGAAGCAUAAUAUUAAUGUUUUCAUCAACCGACAACUAUUGUAUAAUUAUCCAGAGCAGCUCUUUGCUGAUGCAGGUGUUAUGGCUAUUGAACAUGCAGAUUUUGAAGGAGUUGAAAGAAUUGGUUUAGUCACAGGUGGUGAAAUUGUAUCAGAUAUAGAGAGAUGUGAUACUGUCAAGCUUGGAAAGUGUGACUUAAUCGAACAAGUGAUGAUUGGUGAAGAUUAUCUAUUGAAGUUUUCAGGUCUACCUGUUCCAGAAUCCUGUACCAUUGUGUUGCGGGGUGCCACAGAACAAAUAUUGAAUGAAGCAGAGCGAGCAUUGCACGAUGUGCUUUGUGUCUUAGUUACCACUGUUUCUGAACGCCUGACGAUUCUAGGAGGUGGCUGCUCUGAAAUGAUUAUGGCUAGAGCAAUUAAUAAUCUUGCAGCUCAAACUUCUGGCAAAGAGUCCCUAGCCAUGGAGGCUUAUGCAAGAGCUUUAUUACAAAUUCCAACCAUUCUUGCUGAAAAUGGAGGUUAUGACAGUGCCCAGUUAAUUUCAGAAUUGCGCUCUGCUCACGCAGAUGGAAAAUCUACUUAUGGUUUAAAUAUGAAUGAAGGAAAGAUUGAUGACAUGUCAGUUCUAGGAAUUGUUGAACCAUAUAAAGUCAAACAUCAAGUCCUCAGUGGAGCAACAGAAGCUGCUGAGAUGAUUCUCCGUGUGGAUGGAAUCGUUAAGUGUGCUCCUAGAAGACGCACUCCAGAUGAUAGAUGUUGCUGAGUUCACUUAAGACUUAAUCAAAUUCUUUUUUUAUUCUAUGCUUUGAAAAGUCUCAUGUAACUGCUAAAAAAUUUGCUUUCCAUCGGUUGUUUUGCUACAUAUUUUAAGACAUUAAAAUAAACAUGUCCUUUUCUAAUUAAA
Messenger RNA from Uloborus diversus, 1831 nucleotides. RefSeq names its product T-complex protein 1 subunit beta-like (gene CCT2). The record is from RefSeq and is a predicted model, not a curated record. NCBI's taxonomy places the organism in Eukaryota, Metazoa, Arthropoda, Arachnida, Araneae, Uloboridae. Gene Ontology annotation, molecular function: ATP binding; ATP-dependent protein folding chaperone; ATP hydrolysis activity. The coding region runs from base 74 to 1690 and encodes 538 amino acids. Gene Ontology annotation, biological process: protein folding. The transcript has 8 exons. Gene Ontology annotation, cellular component: cytosol; chaperonin-containing T-complex.